UCAGACGGCGGUAUGGAGAUCAGCCCCGGCGUCCCUCUCUGGUCCAAGGUAGAGCUGCUGCUUCGGUCCAACUACUAGUCGCUAGCGACAAACUUCCAGGGGGAGGGGGGGAGUUAUUUGGAUAAAAUCUGCAGGAUUCCCCCCUCUAAAACCGACAAUGUUCGAUGGGACGUUAAAGGUUCAACCACCGGCUGUUUCCCACAGAGGAGCCGCAAGGAACAACUUUUCCCAACUUUCCUAACCCUAGCUGCUAAAGUAAGCUAACCCGUUAGCCUCACGUCUUGGAAUGCCGUGGGAAAGUCGUUCAGACGCCGAAAACUGACAGAGGAGCUGAUGCUUUAUACCCAGACGGCGGUUGUAUGACAUUAAAAGUGGACUUGGAGAGAGGAAAACCCGUCGCUCGACUACUCUAUCGCACUCGCUGGAAGUAGACGGGGGCAGGUGCACCUUCCUCCCCGCGGCACCUGCGGCUGAGUCGGUGGAGCUAGCGUUAGCUUGUUAGCGCUAGCAUCGAAAACGACAAGUGGAGACUUUGUUUACUUUUGGACGUUUUCCACUCCAAGUGUUUGUAAUUUUGAAGGUCAGCCCACCAGGCGGUGAGAGUUUGGAUACUUUCGUUUGGGUAUCGACCCUGGGUGAGUCGAGUGGCGACGUGGUGGAUAAAAUUACAGCUUGUUGGGACGCUCCUCGCCAAGGGACUUUGGACAGUGUCAAGCGCUCAGGCUGGGGAAUCCCCCUCCUUUUCAAACCAGCCAUCUGAUGCAACAACAUGAGGGUUUGUAAAAGUCACUUUUUUGCAUUUCUGAUUUAAGACUUCGCACCCUAUGGUGUCAUUACGGCCACCGAGAAAUGGAUAUCUCGCAGGCCGCUUUCCCAAACGGUGAAGGGCGGCCGGGCGGUGGGGACGGGGAUCAUGCCUGGACAGAUUGCCCGACGGUGCGGUCCUGGGCUCACUCGGCCCCGCUGUGCCCCACUCGCUCCUUGUGGACGGCCGCGUAUGACUACGAGGCCAGCGGCGAGGACGAGCUCAGUCUGCGCACAGGGGAUGUUGUGGAGGUGCUCUCCAAAGACGCCGCCAUCUCCGGGGACGACGGCUGGUGGACGGGCAAGAUCAACCACCGGGUUGGGAUCUUCCCCUCAAACUAUGUCACCUACCAGCCUGCCAUUUACCGCCUGCCCGUCGCAAGCGUGCGGGAGCGAGUCCCGAGCUCGCCCGUCCAGAUCCCAUUCAGUGAGCUGGUGCUGGAGGAGAUCAUCGGCGUGGGGGGCUUCGGCAAAGUCUACCGGGGCACGUGGAAGGACCAGGAAGUGGCCGUGAAAGCUGCCCGGCAGGACCCCGACGAAGACAUUACGGCCACCUCGGCCAGCGUCAAGCAAGAGGCGAAGCUCUUCUCCAUGCUGCAGCACCCCAACAUCAUCAAACUGGAGGGGGUGUGCCUGGAGGAGCCCAACCUGUGCUUGGUCAUGGAGUACGCCCGAGGGGGCACCCUGAACCGUGUGUUAACGGGAAGGCGGAUCCCCCCGCACAUCCUGGUCAACUGGGCCGUGCAGAUUGCACAAGGGAUGCAUUACCUGCACGAGGAGGCCGUGGUGCGCCUCAUCCACCGUGACCUGAAGUCCAGCAACAUUCUAUUACUUGAAAAAAUAGAGAACGACGACAUCGGCAGGAAGACGCUGAAGAUCACAGAUUUCGGCCUGGCCAGGGAGUGGCACAAAACCACAAAAAUGUCGGCAGCGGGCACCUACUCCUGGAUGGCCCCUGAGGUCAUCAAGUCGUCUCUCUUUUCCAAAGGCAGUGAUGUCUGGAGCUACGGCGUGUUGCUGUGGGAGCUGUUAACCGGGGAGGUGCCUUACCGAGGAAUAGACGGCCUGGCUGUUGCUUACGGCGUUGCAGUCAAUAAAUUAACUCUACCAAUCCCCUCCACCUGCCCCGAGCCCUUCGCUAAGCUAAUGGAAGAGUGUUGGGACCAGGACCCUCACGUGCGCCCCUCCUUCUCCUGCAUCCUGGAGCAGCUGUCGGCCAUCGAGGAAGCGGUGAUGGCCACCAUGCCGCAGGACUCUUUCCACAUCAUGCAGGACGACUGGCGCGUGGAGAUCCAGGAGAUGUUUGACGAGCUCAGGACCAAAGAGAAGGAGCUGCGUUCCCGGGAAGAGGAGCUGACGCGGGCCGCCCUGCAGCAGAAGUCCCAGGAGGAGGAGCUGAAGCGGCGGGAGCAGCAGCUGGCCGAGCGGGAGAUCGACGUGCUGGAGCGGGAGCUCAACAUCCUCAUCUUCCAGAUGAACAAGGACAAGCCCAACGUGAAGAAGAGGAAGGGCAAAUUCAAACGCUCCCGCCUCAAACUCAAGGAUGGCAACCGCAUCAGCUUACCCUCAGACUUCCAGCACAAGAUCACAGUGCAGGCGUCGCCCUCCAUGGACAAGAGGCGGAGCCUUCACAGCACCAGCUCCUCUCCUCCCAGCAGUCCCACACUCAUCCCCCGCCUACGAGCUAUUCAGCUGACGUCCCACGUGCAGAGGGACACUUUGUUUGUUUACCAGCAGGACGUGGACCUGACCAGCGAGCUGGCCGCCUUCUCAGGGCUCAGCGGCGAAGUCACGCAGGACGAGAGCAACCGCACGUGGGGUCGCAGUGCCCUCUUGAGGCCGGAGGAGUUUGAUGACGUGAGGAAGGGCAUCAAGAAGAAGGGGAGAACUUGGGGGCCCAGUUCAGUACAGAGCAAAGAGAGGCCCGCUGCCACCGAGAGAGUGCGUCCUCUGUCAGAUGGCAGCAACCCGUGGUCCACCAGUCUGGUCAAGUCCCAGAAGUCUGUUCCUCUCGCCGCCCUCUUUGCUGAACAAGCAGGGGGCGGUAAAGACGAGGCGUUCCCUCAGGAAUGUCCCGACAGCAGCUCCAAACCAAAGCAGCUCAAGUUCCCCAACCAGGUGUACAUAGAUCUACCUCUGUGGAGGGACGAGCAGCAGCCCCCCAGCACCGGCGGAGAGGUGGGGGUCGGGCCUGCGGCUCCGGGUGGCCCGACGGAGAGCCCCGACGACCCCUACACCACCACGUCCACCUCGUCCGCCUCCACCACCCCGCAGCUCACCCCCACUAACAGCCUGAAGAGGGCGUCGGCGCGCCGCAAGACGGACUCUGUGCUGUACGUGUGCGGCUCGCUGCUGGCCUCCGUGGUGCUGGGCUGUGACAUCAGGGAGGCGCUCAAGAACGGCGACGACGGGGAGCCACCGCGGGAGGAGAAGGAGAAGAAGCGCAAGGAGGGCCUGUUCCAGCGCGCCACCAGGUUCCGCCGCAGCACCUCCCCGCCCAGCGGCCGCCCCCGCAAGGACGAGGCCUCCCCAAGCCACGCCCUCAACCCGCACCCCAAUCUGGUCUCCAUGUCGGCCAUCAUGGAAUGUCAGUCCACCAAGUGUCUCCUGCAGUCGGAGGCCGAGGUGUCACAGUCCAGCCCCAACAAGUUGGAGCCUGCGGCUGUCAAUCAUCACGGCGAGUCCCUGCGGCCCGCCCCCGUGCUGCCCACAGAAAAAAGCCAGACCCAAACCCAAAGUCAGCCGCCUGAGGUGACAAACCACAACACGGGGACGCGCCUACGCAGGAAGAAGUACACCAACAACCAUGAUGCUAACGGUCCCCCCAGCCUGCCACCGCCCGCCGUGCACAAGAAGGACAGCAAGACGAGGCCUGACAAGGAUGCCUGCGCUCGACCUCGUCACGUCUCCUUCCGGGCCAAGUCCCACACCUGGGCGCUGCUGAGAGGCCACAAGAGCUACUCGCUGGGCCACUACUCAGGCGAGAAGACGGCGCAGAACCUCAACAUGGUGCUGUCCUCCCCUGAGGUGGGCGUGGCCUGCUCGCUGCUGGACAUGGACGCCGAGGGCCAGAAGCGGGACUGCACGGUGCCCCUGUGCCGCAUUCAGAGCUCGCCGGGGCGGUCCUCAGUCUUCGAGCUGGACAAGGACUACCUCUCGUAGCUCCCGAGCGUCCAGGACAGGCUGAUGGUGUUUUUGGCACGAGACAAUUCUAGAAGGUUCAGAACCAAGCUGUCCGCUGUUUGACAAGGUUCUAGAGCAUCUUUGUCUUAGUUCAAGACCAUAGUGACGUCGCCCACACGCCGUCUUGAGCGUUUUUUCCCCCUCUUCUUUCUGUGGCAUGGUUCCACCUUGCGCUCGCUGUCGCCCCCCCACUAAACGUUGACCGUCGCUGCCGCGUUCACAACUCAAGUACCUUUUUUAAAUUCAUAUAUCUAUUUUUUUAUAGCUAAUUUAACAGACAUACAUUCCAUGGAAAAGUAAACACUUGAGAUCAUCACAAAUCAUGCCUGGUUUUUAUUUUGGGAUGAAGUAUUCCUUUUGUGUUGUGACGCCUUCUUGCGGUUUAUGGUCGUUUUUUAAAAGCUGGUGUUCCAGCGCCGAGGACAGCAUGAGUGCUGGAUGGUAGCAGGAACACCGGCAGUGAGCACCGUUACCUCUACCAAGGAAACACAAGUGGAGAUGCAAGUUGAAGGGCACAAGAAGUCCAACUAGUCAAUGAAGGAACUGAAGGAAAACAAGAGUCCGUUUAAUUUAGCUGAGAAGGAUUCUGAUGACUUUUUCCAUCUUAAGACUGACUGGAAUCACACCUCAUGUGACGUGCACUCCAAAUGUGGCCACUUUAUUAUUGUUAUUAAUUUACCCGGUAACAGCAACCUCAACGGUGUAAAUACAAGUUUGAGUCCCCAAUGAAGUCAUUGAUAAUGUGAACUCCAGGCCUUACUAAUCAUGUAAGUGUGCUACAGUGGGACUCCAACCCACAGGCCAACACUGUGAAGCAAUACAAACAUUCCGCUGUAGCAGUUUUCUUAUGUCUUAUUUUGUUUUCUCUCUCUCCGUUAGCGAGGCGCCUAGUGGGACCAAAAUGAAUGCAACAAAAAAAAAAAAAAAACACACACAAAAAAGGGGCAGCACCGUAAGGACCAAAAUGUGAGCAGCUGCUACUUACUGGCCAAGCUGGUUGUUGUGUACUCGUUUGUGUAGCAGUAGAGAAAGACUCCGAGUGACGUUGGCGUUGCGCUUCCGAUCGGACGACACCACCUACACUUUUACAGCCACAACCUUUGCCUUUCAGUGACUUUUUUUAUUGUUAUUAUUAUUAUUAUUGUUAUUACAGUAUUCCAUUGCCUGAUUGAUCAAGACUAUCAACAUGUUUUUGAAUAAAGUC
This is a messenger RNA of Dunckerocampus dactyliophorus (ringed pipefish), 5191 nucleotides long. It is a transcript of the gene map3k21, whose product is annotated as mitogen-activated protein kinase kinase kinase 21. The record is from RefSeq and is a predicted model, not a curated record. Gene Ontology annotation, molecular function: JUN kinase kinase kinase activity; protein binding; ATP binding. Bases 850 to 3966 code for a protein of 1038 amino acids. The transcript is spliced from 11 exons. Gene Ontology annotation, biological process: protein phosphorylation. Lineage: Eukaryota; Metazoa; Chordata; Actinopteri; Syngnathiformes; Syngnathidae.